This is a messenger RNA of Cucumis sativus (cucumber), 3708 nucleotides long. Its product is annotated as SUPPRESSOR OF ABI3-5. Gene Ontology annotation, biological process: mRNA splicing, via spliceosome. NCBI's taxonomy places the organism in Eukaryota, Viridiplantae, Streptophyta, Magnoliopsida, Cucurbitales, Cucurbitaceae. Gene Ontology annotation, cellular component: nucleus. The record is from RefSeq and is a predicted model, not a curated record. Gene Ontology annotation, molecular function: RNA binding. The transcript has 16 exons. Bases 256 to 3441 code for a protein of 1061 amino acids.
GACGCAAGAGGCGAGACUUAGGCAAAAGCUUGAAGCUUUAUUCCGAGUCUGUCACAAGAAACCCUAAAAGAAGGAACCAGAAGAAGAAGAUGAACCAGACGAACACAAAGUGAGAUAGCUUCAAUUUCGUCGAUCCUAUUCAAAUCAAUCCACCAACACCAACGAAAGGUUUACAAACAUUGUGCUCCUCAAUCUUUUGAUCGAGCAUCCAGAGACUUUGCAGGGUGUAUUCGUGACUCGUUUUUUCCUGCGAAAAUGGAUCCUGGGCGCUAUGGUCUUCAACAAGGAUGGGAUAAUAACAGCGCUUUGGAGGGUUAUGGUAGUAUUCACGAGCCAAACUUCCGGGUUGGUGGAGCAUAUGAUGAGCGGAGGUUUUUAGAUGAACGAUACACACGAGAUAACAGUUACCCAAGAGAUGCCUUUCACCCUGAUAAUAGGGAAGAUUAUCCACCACCAGCACCUUCAGCCUCUGGCAUUUGGUCUCAGUCAAGGAGGAGGAGUUAUGAAGAUGAAUACCCUAUUGACAGGGGUUCAAGACGAUAUGAAAAACCAUAUAAUGAGUCAUACCAUGAUUUGGAUGCUUUUAAUGAACAUGAAAUCGAUACAUACCAGGAUUUUGAUAGGUUUCGUGAUGAUUAUCGCAGUUUAAGUAAUGUCCAUGAUCAUGGAAUUGAUCGGCUAGAUCGUUUUGGGAGUCGUGAGCGUGAUGAUUAUUCAUAUGAUGAUUAUGACUACAAGUCUAAUGUGGCUCAUCAAAAGAGAGAUGACAGUUAUGAAAGGGACUAUGACUAUGGGCGGUAUCGUUAUGAUUCUGAUUAUGAUAGAGGUAGUAGAAGAGAGGGUAGUUGGAGGAGGCGGGAGUCACGUGAUCGGGAACGUGACAAGAGAUGCUCUAGUUGGGAUAGGGAUCCAAGUCCACACAGAAGGCAUGAUAGGUCCAAGUCUCGUGGGCGUGAUGGUCGUUCUAGAUCAAGGUCUCCUCGAGGUCGAAGUCAUGGACGAAAUUAUCGAGAAGAUAGUUAUGAAGAUAAUCGACAUGAAAGGUCUGAGAGGCGAAGAGAUCGGGAAGAGAAACGAGAGCGUGAACAUUAUUCAGUGGCUCCAUCUGCCACUGUAGUUGUGAAGGGUCUUUCCCAAAAGACAACUGAAGAAGAUCUCUACCAAAUCCUUGCUGAAUGGGGACCCCUUCGUCAUGUGCGUGUGAUCAAAGAGCGCAAUUCUGGCAUUUCACGGGGUUUUGCAUUUAUUGAUUUUCCUUCAGUGGGAGCAGCACAAACAAUGAUGGACAAGAUUGGUGAUGAUGGUUUAGUUGUAGAUGGCAGGAAGCUUUUCUUUGAGUACAGUAGUAAGCCAACAGGAGGUGCAGGAGGAUCUUUUGCUGCAGAAAAUACUACGAGAUCAGGCCAUUUUAGCAAGAACAUUACAAUGCCAUCGGAUUGGAUGUGCACAAUCUGCGGCUGUGUAAAUUUUGCACGACGAACGUCUUGUUUUCAGUGUAAUGAGCCUCGAACUGAUGAUGCUCCACCGGCUGAUAUUAACAUGUCUAAUCAAUCAUCUUUAGGAAAGAAAGGUCAAGAGGCAGGUCCAACUCAUGUUUUGGUUGUUCGCGGAUUGGAUGAAAAUGCGGAUGAGGAAAUGCUUCGCUACGAGUUCUCUAAGCAUGCUCCAAUUAAGGAUCUUCGUUUGGUCAGAGACAAAUUCACUCAUGUUUCUAGAGGUUUUGCAUUUGUUCAUUUCCAUUCGGUGGAGGAUGCUACCAAAGCUCUUGAUGCCACAAAUGGGACAACCCUCGAAAAGAAUGGGCAAAUCUUGCGAGUAGCAUAUGCCAAGAGCAUUCUUGGUCCAGGAUCUGGACCGUCUGGAUCUUCGCAGUCAAGCAGCCUUGCAGCUGCUGCAAUUGAAGCUGCAACAUUUGCUCAGCAGUAUGAUGCUGUGGGAUGGGCACCAAAGGAAUACAACCCAGAUGACAGACAAUCCAAUGGUGGCCAGGAACAAGGAGGCAAGGGGGUGGCAAUUCAAAGUCAUGGUUCUGCUCCACAAUCCGGCUUUGUGUGGGAUGACGCAUCGGGUUACUAUUAUGAUGCUGCUUCUGGAUUCUACUACGAUGGAAAUACAGGCCUGUACUACGAUGGUAACAGGGGCCUUUGGUAUACAUAUGACCAUCAGAAGCAGCAAUACAUCCCCUGCACUGAUCAGAAUGAAAGCUCUGCUUCUGGAAAAGAGAGUGAGUUCUCCAAGACAGCAGAAGGGUCGAGUAAUAAAAAAGUAGUUAUUUCUGCACCAGCAGCUACCAUUACAUCAGUUGAGAAGGCUGCCUCAUUGCCAGAUGCUGUUCAGGCUGCAGCGACAGCUGCGAUAGCUGCCGAGAAGAGGGAGAAAGAAAAAGCCAAAGAGAUAAAACUUGCUUCAAAAAGUAGUAUAUUGGCUAAUAAAAAGAAGAUGAACAAUGUUUUGACAAUGUGGAAGCAACGGAGCCACGAAGGGCAGGCAACUCGCGUGGCACUUGAUGACAACCAAAGUUUAGCAUCAACCGAAGACAAGUCUUUCCCUGUUGGACAAUCCAUGAAGAAUAAGCUAAAAGCGGACGUUGCUCAAACCUCCAGGGAGAGCACUUCGUUCAACCUAGGAGCUGCUUCAAAUGCUGCUCUGGAAUCUCAGGUUAAGCCAAGACCUGUGAGUAACAGCUCUGGGGGGACAUUGAUGGGUGUUAUCAGAGGUUCUGGGAGGGGUAUCGUGAAAUCAGAUAGUUUGUAUUCAGCAUCCUCUAGUGUGGUCUCUUCUUCAACCACAAUAGAUGGUGGGUUCAAUUCAACUCCGUCGUUGACUGCUGAUACUUCCACUCCCUCUACUACAAGUUCGUUCAGAACAGAUGCUUCUGCUUUGGGUUCUUACACACCUCCUGUAACUUCGGCAAGUGGGAAGAGACGGUUUUCUGAAAUGCCACAAUCUUCUGCUUCUGCAAGUAGGGAACAGCCCCAGACCACCUACAGAGAUCGUGCAGCUGAAAGGAGGAGUUUAUAUGGCUCAUCAACAUUCAUUGGUGAUGAUCGGUCCAACCUUGAGUUUGGGGAUUUGAAUCGAGAUAUUUCAGUCAAAAAGGGUUCUCUGGAUGCAAUGCCUUUUCCUCCUGGUGUUGGUGGAGGACGUGUGAGUGGGGAUGCAAAUCUCAACACUUUUGAAGUGAUCACAGCAGAUAGAGCAAUUGAUGAAAAUAAUGUGGGCAACAGGAUGCUUCGUAACAUGGGCUGGCAUGAAGGCUCGGGUCUAGGUAAGGAUGGAAGCGGAAUGACAGAGCCAGUUCAGGCACAAGCAAUGGAUAGCAGAGCGGGACUCGGGAGUCAGCAGAAGAAGAUGGAUCCAAGCCUUGAGAUACAAGCCGGUGACAGCUAUAAAACGCUCAUUCAUAAGAAAGCACUUGCUCGGUUUCGGGAAAUGUCAUGAAGUGUUAUGUAAGUGAAGUUGGUAGGGAACUCAAAGUCAAACAAACAUACAAAACUUGUUUGAAAUUUGAGCUCUUACCAAUGUGUUUAGGGUUUAGAAACAACAAGUUUUGUUUCUGCAGGCAUUUGUUGAAUGUGUAGAUGGCCCCAUUCAUUUUUGAAUUAGCUCUCAUCUAAUGCAAAGUACUUAUUUUCAGAGUGAACACAUCAUAUGGUUAAAAGGAUUUUCUUAUUAUUUUUCAAAAAGAAAAGUCUCUGAGAUUGUAUA